AUUCUCUGCAACGAUGGACUUACUCAAGGAGUUCCAAGACAUUCUUCCUGACGAUCUUCCGAACGAGCUACCGCCAUACCGAACGCAUCAACACGAGAUCGUGGAGGAACCGGGUUCGAAGCCGACCUUCCGAGCACCAUAUCGGCUCUGCCCUACGGAGCUGACCGACAUGAAAAAACAGAUCAAGUAUCUCCUAGCCAAAGGACUCAUCCGACCAUCCACUUCGCCAUACGGUGCCCCAGUACUCUUCACACCGAAACCGGACGGAAGCCUGCGCAUGUGCAUCGACUACCGAGCUCUUAACAAGCAGACAAUCAAGAAUAAAUACCCGAUACCGCGAAUCGAUGACCUGCUUGACCAGCUUCGGGGAGCUACGGUAUUUUCCAAACUGGAUCUGCCGUCCGGAUACUGGCAGAUACGGAUGACGGACAACUCUAGCAACAAAACUGCUUUCCGAACUCGGUACGGAUCGUACGAGUAUUUGGUAAUGCAGUUCGGACUCCCCAACGCACCAGCAACGUUUCAAGCUGAAAUGAACCACAUUCUACGACCACUUUUGGACGAGUGCGUGGUGGUGUACCUGGACGACAUCCUCAUCUACUCGCACGACAUGAAGUAGCACGUCGAACACCUGCGACGCGUCUUUGA
This is a messenger RNA of Closterium sp. NIES-67, 648 nucleotides long. The record is from the annotation of a GenBank genome assembly. NCBI's taxonomy places the organism in Eukaryota, Viridiplantae, Streptophyta, Zygnematophyceae, Desmidiales, Closteriaceae.